Aspergillus affinis is the source of this 1566-nucleotide messenger RNA. Its product is annotated as Zn(II)2Cys6 transcription factor domain-containing protein. Gene Ontology annotation, molecular function: DNA-binding transcription factor activity, RNA polymerase II-specific; zinc ion binding. Lineage: Eukaryota; Fungi; Ascomycota; Eurotiomycetes; Eurotiales; Aspergillaceae. Bases 1 to 1566 code for a protein of 521 amino acids. Gene Ontology annotation, biological process: regulation of transcription by RNA polymerase II. The record is from RefSeq and is a predicted model, not a curated record. The transcript is spliced from 2 exons.
AUGCGCCCAGAUUCUGAUACGUAUGGUGGCGACCGGGCACAACUGUGUGAUGAAGUCCGACCGGUUUGCGGCGCAUGCUCGCUGAGAAACAGUGACUGCUCCUUCCCCAGCCAUUCGCGGAGCUCCCCAAAUAGGCGGGUUGUGGCUCGUUCGGAGCCUCAUUCGGAGCCUCGAUCAGAGGGUCCUACUGAGCCUGACACCAUUUUCAACUCAAGCGACACAUGGCCACGGGCUUUCAGGUGCUCAAUAUCUGGUCCGCCGCGGCCCGUGGACCCGACAACGCUCGACACACAAGUCAGUCAUGGUAGCAAUGUUAUCAACAUGACCGAUCUGAAACUCCUGCAGCAUUUUAUGUCAAAUAUCUCAGAGCAAUUAUCAUUCAGCCCCGGAAAGACGCGAGCUUGGAAGACGAUCAUCCCGGAGAUCGCAGCGGAAAACGAGUAUAUCAUGCACCUUCUUUUAGCAUUGACGGGCCUCGAUAUGCUCUGUGAAGACAACACGCCCGGUUCAAAUCCAUCAAAGAAUAAUAGCCCCUUGGGGCAUCAGAAUGAUGCUAGCAACGAGCCCGGGAGUCAUGAUCGCUACCUACACACAGUGAUUGAGCAUCAUCAAAAAGGUAUUCAAGGGUUUAUGGGAGAUUUGGGAAGACUCUCCGAGUUAAACGCAGAAACUGUCUUUGCGGGAUCCCUUCUUCUGGUGGCUUUUGCCUUUGCGUCUCUUCGCGUGAAGAACUUAGACCUCAUUGUCAGCGAGCCAGAAGCAAAUACGGGGUCCACAAGCCAUGACACCUUCUCAUCUGACCCUGCGAUAGCGUUGAACAAACCUCGCCUUGACUGGUUAUAUCUUGUCCGAGGGCUAACGUCUGUUGUUGAAAAACACUGGACUAAGCUGCGAACAGGUCCACUGAGGCAGAUGCUAGUAUUUAGCAAUGCCAAAGAUGGAGAAGUCUUGGGUAAUCUCGUGGAAAUCCUGCCGGCCGAUCUACCCCACCGAAUGGCAUGCUUUGCUCAAGGAGCCCAUCAAGCGGUUACCAGAUUGAGAGCCUUCUCCAAAAGUUUAAAGUCAGUUGUUAGCCCGACGGCUAGUGACUCCGAUGCUCAUUCAGAACAAAUUCGAGAACAGAUGGGAAGACCGCUCACCGAAAGUGAACUCGUUGAGGAACAAGAAUCCACUAUCAGCAUUCUUGAAACCAUGUAUAAUCGAAUCAAAGCUGUUCUUCUCUUUUCAGACAGCGGUACCAAGGGCUCUGCCCAUGCAGACUUGCAAGGGGAAUUAGAGGACGCUGCAAUCAUGGCAUGGCCGCACAUGUUCCCUCACGGGUUUAUUACCUCGUUGGAAGCGGGAGAGGAACACGAAACUCUGCGGUGCCAAUCUUUUGUUAUUCUUGCCCAUGUUUAUAUCAUUGGGACAUUGUUCGAAUCGCUUUGGUAUGCCGCAGGCAGUUUUGAGCGCGAAAUCAUGAAGAUUAAUGACCUGGCUCAAAGCACCGGAGACAGUCGAUUGGUCUCUUUGAUGCAGUUUCCUAUGGAAGUCAUCGCUGCUCGAAGCGGGACUAAUCAACCCUAA